Messenger RNA from Ceutorhynchus assimilis (cabbage seed weevil), 13063 nucleotides. Lineage: Eukaryota; Metazoa; Arthropoda; Insecta; Coleoptera; Curculionidae. The record is from the annotation of a GenBank genome assembly.
GAUUGCGUAUACGUCGCGCGGUCACCUUAUCUUUCCAUGACAAGAUUUUUUGAGAUGGAUGAAUUGAAUUAUGGAUUAGAUUAGGUAUAUUUGAGAUUUUUCAUUUACUUAUUGGCGAAUUAUUAAUUAAUUCGAUUAUGUUGAUUAGGUAAUAAUUACCGUUUACCUGUCAAAUAGAGGAUUUCUCAAAUACCUAUAGGUGUUGAAAGAAAUGAAUGAAUGAACGGUGGUUUUCAAACCAGAACCCCUAAAUUUUUAUUGGCUACCAACUACCAGUUACAUUUCACACCUCCUCCUACUUCAUGCCCAAAAAAAAAGAAAAAACAAUUAUUAGUAUUAAAAACAGUAUUAAGUCAUCGUUGGGCCCAUUAUACCGUGCACAAAGCGAUAACCUUUAAAUCCAGACGUCAUAAAGUCUAAAAUCCCCGGUGAUCAUGACUAACCUCAAAGCUAAUGUUAUUUUUUUGUGUAUCAUAUGACGCCGUCGGCUGACCAAUCGGAUCGCUGCAUUCCCUGCUUUUGCCCAGAGUGUGCCCCGACGCAACCCGUGAAGUGAAAAUUGUAAAAGGUGUGAACAAGGUAAAUCCGACGCUGUCUAGGAUCAUCACAUCGUUAACAUGUUCGACCAGUGAAUAAUGGAUUUAAGUGUUUUAUUUUGAAUGCCUUCGUAAUAGUUUCAGUGCUAAAAACGUGAAUUUCUAUUAAAAAUGCCUUUUUCGCCAUUCGUUAAAUAAUGUCCCCGAAUUAUUUACCAAUCUCUAAUUCAAACAAUAACGAAAUGGCUUUGUUUGAGUUCGGCUAGUGACUAAAAAAAAAAACACUAAAAAAAGACAAUGCGAACAUUAGUGACCAUAAGCUAGUAGUACUACAAAACAUUUUAACAUUCCAGGUGUAAAUAUUAAUAUUUCCAAUUUAAUCGAAAAUGUACUUAAUUCUAGUAGUGAUAUUAAUCAAAUAGAGACAGUGACUAGUGCUGUGAGUGAUAAAAAAAACAUGUCUCAAACCCCUAAUAAAUCUUUUCAAAAAAUGUGCAAAUCACCAAAGAAUACUGGUUUUCAAAUUAAACAUGAAAAAAUCGAAUACGAAAAUAUGAGCACAAAUUGCACUGUGGUAGGUUCGAAUAACCUAAACUUAGUAAAAAAACCUCAGCUGGUAGCCAGUAUGUCGCCGGCCUAUUCGAAUACGAGCCCCAUCAAUAAUUAUCCGCAGUCACCAUAUUCAUCACCUGCAAGUUUGAAGUCACCUUCACCAAGCUUAAAGCCUCCUACACCACAACCGAAUUUUCCUGUGAUGCAAAUUAUACACAAUAAUUUGAUAACGAGGCCUAUACAGACUUCUCAACCUCAGAAUAUCAUCAAGCUGAAACCUCACUUGAAUAUUUUGCCCAAACCAAGUGCUAGUCCUCAGCCAUCACCUAAACCCAGUGUCAGUCCUCAAAUUGUGAUACCUGGUGGCCAACAACAACAAACACAUACACUAAUGCCUACAGGCCAACCGCUGCUAUUGAACCAAAUGCCCAUGUUAACAGCCCCAGGAGUGCAGUUUAUUUUACGGCCUCAAACUGCUACUCAAAUGACGACGGGCGCGCCUAAACUACAGGUAGAUUUUGAUUCAUUUGCAAAUUCACAAGCUCACCAAGGUUUAAUACUCCAACCGGCGUGCGGUACUCAGCAGUUACUACAAUUAGGAGGACCUGCUAGGUCUCAGCCAAUGGUUCGAGUUUUGGCUAAUGGAAUGCAGCUAGCGCCAUCAACUACUACAUAUGUUACCACACAGAUGGCCAAUCAGCCAAUAAACGCCACACAUAUUCAACAAACUAUAGUUAACAAUGCUCAUCAACAUCAGCAGCAUCAAAAUUUACAACACAUUCAAAUUCAGCAGCAGAUUAUCAAGAAAAAGCCCAAAGUUAAAGUGAAGAAAAAAUUGGAUCUGGCAAAUAUCAUGAAAUUGUCUGGCAUUGGUGACGAAGAUGAUAUUCAGUUUGAAAGUGACACAUCACAAAGUGAAAGUGAACAUAAUUCGGUGCCAACUACACCUCAACCUCAGUCGCAACAACAGCAACUCACUCCUACCAGUAUACAAGGGCCCCCUACUUUUGUGCAAGCUGAUACUAAAAAGAACAUACAAAAUAUUCAAAUAUCAGCUAUGGCACAGCCUACAAUUAAUACUGCUACUCCUGUGAUGCAGGUAUUGAAUCAAAACUUUCAAAGUGGCAUGAUCUCGAAUAGUACAUCUCAAGCUGCAGCUGCCGCGGCGGCUCAAGCCAGCCAGGGAUUACCUUUUAAUUCCACUUUUAUCACUCCAAAUUUUACUAUAAACAAUGGCCUGAUGCUGCAGAGAAGUGGGGGAUUUAAAUUGACAGUGGGUGAAGAUGGACGACUAGUUUUACAACAUGAUCCAACCUUAAAUCAGGAUCUUCAAAGUCAGCUUAUACUACAAAGCUUAUUAGGCCUGAAUGGAGGUCUAGUUUUACAACCUUCAAUGGACCAACAAACAGUACAACAAACCGUACAAACUAUUCAACAACAGUCUGUACAAACUAUACAGCAACAAACUGUGCAAAGCCAAACUAUACAGACUGUGCAACAGCAAACUGUACAGCCUCAGGUUCAGCAUACAAUACAGUCCUUACAACCACAAAUUCAACAGCAAACUGUGCAGCAGACUAUUCAACAUCAGACAGUGAAUGCAUUGCAACAACCUAUGCAAAUAGUGCAGCCACAGCCUAUACAUAGUUUACAUUCACAGGUUCAACCUAUUCACAGUAUAUCACAGUCACAGGUGCACAAUUUGCAAUCACAAAUACAAAAUUUGUUGCAGCAACAAAAUGUUGUCCAUCAGAAUGUACCUCAAAAUAUCCAUUCACAGGCAAUUCAAAGCGUCCAAAACCUAACUCAGAAUGUACAAAAUGUGCAAAACCUCUCGCAAAACUCGGUACAAAAUGUAGUAGCUCAGAAUCUCGCCCAAAGUUCUGUACAAAAUGUGGUAGCACAAAAUUUGUCUCAAAAUGCCGUUCAGAAUCUAGCUCAGAACGUUGUGGCUCAAAAUAUGGCAGCUCAGAGUUCGGUUCAGAACGUGGUUUCUCAAAAUAUGAGCCAGAGUGCUUCUGUUCAAAAUGUCGUGGCUCAGAAUAUGGCUCAGGCGAAUGUAGUUACACAGACAAUAAAUCAGGGAAUGCAAAACGUACAAAAUGUUCCAACAGCGCAAUCUCAACCAAUACAGUCUUCUGUGCAUAGUGUACAAGGUUUUCAGCAGGCUCACACACAAACUAGUCAGCCAAUAUUAAAAGUUCAACCCUUUCAAAAAAGUCAACCACCAGUACAAACAGUCCAACCAAUCCAACAUCAAUCCCAUCAACAACAUAAUUUACAAGAAAAUCAAUCAAAUCAGCCCAGCAAUCCUACUUCUUAUGUUGUGAAUUUGACACCUGAUCAACUAGAACAGUUAAAACGGAAUGGGCAAGUCACUGUUAAUGGUCAGACAAUAUUCAUGCAACGGCCUAAUAAAGAGCAAAAUGACAAGAAAUUAAGCCCCAAGAUUAAACCAGUGAAGAAAGUAAGUGAGAUCAGCAAAAUUCAAGGCAUAAAAUCUCUUCUACAUGAAAACCAGCACAUAGACAACAUGGUUGAAAGAAAGGCUAUUGUGGAACAAAUCAAGUCUCCUCCACCACAAAAUAUUAAACCUCUUAUUAGUCCUGUAGCUACGCAACCUAUAAAGCAUAUUUUGCCACAAAGUCAUGUGCAGCCUAUACAGAGUAAACCUCAACAGGCUAUGGUGCAGCCGUCUGUACAACAUCAAGCAAAAAUGGAACGCCAAAAGUGCCCGAACAGCCCAAAACAGCAAAAAGUUAGUCCCACAAUACAUUCCCUACAAGAUUCGAAUGGGGCCAAUGCCAGUCACGAUGUUGAUAAAUUAUUGGGACAAAUUUUGGAGGAAACCAACAAUACACAUUCAACAAAUGGAAGCAAUAAUAAUAACAAUACUAGCAAUAAUCAUAAUAUGGACAGGCAGCCUCAACAGAGGAUAACAACGAUACAGCUGACUCCUCAAAAACAGCAACAUUUGAAAACGAUCCAAAUGCAAAUACAGACUCUUUCUGCUAGGCUGCAGCCUGGUGAUACUGAGGUGCACAAUGCUUUGAAAGUUUUAUUCGCCGAGCAGCAAAAGAUAUUGGCGUCUGGGAAAUUGUUGCCUCCUGAUAAGGUGUAUUACUUGAACAAUCAAUUGACCAUCGUGAAUCCGUCCAGUCUAAACUUACCUUCUCCAGCAAGUUCAGUCAAGAGCGAGCCCCCUAGUCCAGGUCUGAGCAGUAAUCAUCAAAAUAUACCCAGAACUACAAGUGCAGAUGCUACACCCACAACUAAUCACCAACCACUCAACACAGUCGCUCAUACACCCCCACGCGUCUCUGUGUCAGUAUCGACGUCUACCGGUGACCUGCAGCCUCAAAGUACAGUACACCAUCACCCUAGCCCGAUUCAUCACCAACAAACCAAUUCCAAUCACCAUCACCAAACAAUAAACAUUAACCAUCAAGGAAAUACGCAGGUGCCUCAUGUGGUGGUCAGUCAUCCAAAUCAUGUAUCAAAUCAACGCUUGAAUGCUGUCAGUCAGGUUCCUCAGCUACCAAUUCUUUACCCAAAACAACCCCAACUGCACUCGCCCCAACUUCAUUCUCCACAACUCCACUCUCCUCAGCUACACUCUCCCAAGCUCCAUUCACCUCGAAUAAAUUCCCCACAGUUACCCUCACCUCAGCCCCAGCAAAUACACUCGGUAACUGCACAAACGCAAAACAUCCAACAUCACAUUCAACAAAAUCAAACCAUAAAACCUAAACAACCCAGUCCCAAUCAUCAGCAGCCAAUCAAAGCGCAGCACCAGUUGUUUCAACAGCAACAUUAUCAACACCAGCAAUUGCAUCAGCAACACCUUUUAAAUCAGCAGCAACAAAUUAAUGCGGCGCAGCAACAGCAAGCUCAGAAGCAGCAACAAGUGGCCCAACAACAACAACAGCAGCAACAGCAACAACAACAGCAGUUGUCUUUGGCUAAAAAAGCUCAUUUGAUUGAGCAGCAGUUGACUCUAGACCAACAAGAAGCCUCAAAACCGGACGUUCACUCACCGUUUCGGAACAAAAGGGAUGCAUGCGCGCGUUUGCUCAGGUACCACUCCAUGGAUCAGGCAGUGUUGUCCUUACAAGACUUGCACAAAGCCGAUGAGUUUUUCGAAUAUAAUGCCCGGCAUUUUAUUGGCAAAUUUGAUAAGAUGCAAGACAAGUACAAGUAUUUGCUGAUGAAGGAGAGUAUGAGGCAAGUCCAAACCUCAGAACUAAUGAUGCUGGACAGGUUGUUUCUGGCAGAUGAGCAGCAAUCUUUGAUAAGGUUGCGUUCGGACUACGAGUCAGAAUUACUGGCUUCGACGGCAAAUCCGGCUUCUUUAGGAGGUUCUAGUGGUUCUAAUGUUGGAGAUAAGAUGGUGCCACAGGGUCAGCAAAAUUCACAGGGGCACGAAGUGGAUUCUGCCAAUGAAGAAUAUGAUGAGUGGGCCUGCAUUCAGCGGGAAUUAGGCUGUAUACCAGACUCCAAAGAGUCUUACAACCAACAGCAAUCCACCCCUAAUCACAACAACCACCAACAGUCCCAUUCGAUGACCCCUCAGCCCUUAAACCACCAAUCGGUCCAAAACCACCAUCAUCUAAAACGUAACUCGAGUAGCGACUCACGUCUAGAAACGUUAAAGCGGUUUCGUGUGGACAAGCACACGAAAAGACACGAACCCGGUGUAAAUAGUGUACAGUGUAGCGGUAAUCCGGCAUCCUCUACCUCUCCCGGCCAAUCAAAGUGUGGCUACGAAUCUAACGCCUCGUCGCAAGCCAAUAGCAGCUACGGCAGCUGUAAGGAGGAAGAAUCGGAGAAUAAUAGUAUCGAUGAACAGGUGCAAAGUGCCAUCAACAGUAUUUUGAAUCUUCAACAACAGAAUAGUUUGGAUUUGGAUAGUAUACUGUCAUGACGUCGCGUUGUAUAGUCGGGGAUGAGGUGGAGAGGUUAGGUUUAAUUAAUUUUUUUUUUUGAGUAAAUCUAGUUUGUUAUGAGGCUCUAAGAAAAUUUGGUUUGUAGGCUUCGUUUAUCCAAAUAAUAAUAUUGUGUGCUACGGAAUCUUUGAAAUAUCUGAAAAAUGUAUGCCAACUUUAGUGAUAUAAUUUACCUCUUUUAUUAUUGGAGACCGAACACUAAGUACCAAAUUAAUUAGAGCCGAUAACGAUAAAAAUGGUGAUCUAAAAAACCAUGGUAGGUGGUGACAGGUAUUAUUAUCAAAUUAUUUUGAAAUUUUCCUUUCGCCAAAAUUGCAUAUAUGUAGUGCAAAAUAUUGCAAAUUUGCAUUGAAGUUGAAUUAUUAUGAGGAAGCCUGAAAAUUGAAGUUAAGUCGAUGCGUGUUUUGGAUACCAAUGCAUUUGAAAAAUAUUAAUUUUAUUGUUUUUUGUUUCAAAAUACAAGAAUAAUUCUCCAUUACAUAUUUUCUGGCAGCUAUUGUUAUCUGAGAUUAUUUGGUUAAUUUUUUUAAAUCCUGUUUUUAUUGGAAAUGUAAAACAUUAGUGGUUAUUUAACAACAAAAUGCAUUGGUUCAAAUGUGAUAUUUCCAUUGUGACAUUAUUAUUGGUGUAAAUAUUUUUUUUUUAUUCCUACAAUUCUUAACUAGUUUAGUAUUUAUUUAUUAUUUUUAUUAAUUUAAUUUUGUUUGUAUAUUUGGUUUUUUUUGAUUAGCUAAUAAUUUAAAUACUCCUAAAUGUAGAUCUUAAGUAGCAAUGAAAAAUUAUUGGCCUAAAGGCGCCACCUACCAUGCCGAAAAAUCAUUAUAAAUGAUGAUGGUUGAAAUAUUUUGUUCAUAGUGCACAAUGUUUUAAAAUGUACAAAAAUAAAAUGGCUAAAAAUAAUCGUAAGAUAAACUUAUGUCAAUCUAAACAAAAAAAGUAGUGCUAUGUAAGUCUAUUAAAAAAAUUUAAAAAAAUUUCAUAGGAACAGAUACAGUUUUUGUAGCGGAUUUUUUUUUUUUGUGUGAUUUAUUAUUAUUUUCAAAUGUGCACCUGAAUAGAUAAAUUUAUGCACAAAGAGUAACUUAGCUUGAGCUCUGGCAUGUCUUGACGACUAGCCCAAGAAAUUUAUGGGUUUUUCAAAAAAUUUUGUGAGGGCAGGCUGAUGUUUUCAGGGCUGAUUGGAGACUGUGUCCUGAGUAUUGAGCCAAAAAAAUCACACUCGAAUGCCUUGUGCAUUCGGCCCUAUUGGCCUUUUUCUUAUUUAUUUUUUUUUCAGCAAAAUUACCUUAACAAAACUUGUAGAUAAUUACAUUCUGAUCAACUUUGCAUCAUGCCUUUUUUUGCUAGCUAUUUUAGUUUAGGCGUUGCGGCCAUUUUAUUGCUCCAGAAUUCGCAAAAAAAUUAAAUAGCAAACCUGCAGAUUAUUGUAACUUUAAUAAAAUUACUGGUAAUGUACUUCAUUACGUUAUCGGUUUCAGUCCAGGAAAUCAUACAUUACAUCACUAAUCCGGUGAAAUCAUUUUCCCGGAGUGAAAGCGUGAAAUCGAAAUGAUGUUUUUUUUUUUGACAAUACUGGGACCUGUUACCUGUCUGAAAAGUGACAAAAUGUUUUUUUCUGCAUUUGACAAGAAAUGUCAUAAUUUUUGACCAGUUGACAGGUCGCAAAACUCAAUAUUCUGGUAUUUCAAUUUUGUUUCAAUAGUUGCUAAGGAAUCAAUGAAUAACAAUACGGGAAAGACGAACUGGGAAAGUGAUUCUCGUACUGCUGAAUAAUUGGAACUAAAAAACAAACAUUUAACAGGUAUUUAACCGAUCGCAGAAAAAAUAGUAUGUGUAUUUCGGUGGAAAAGCACAUUCUCGGCCUUCGGUGUUUGCCGGCCUCGGCUACGCCUCGCCCGUCAACUUACACCGUCGGCCGAGAAUGUGUCUCUUUUCCACCUAAAUACACAAUAUACUAUUUGUGUAUUAAGAGCGCAAAGUGGUACUUUGCCGAUCGAAAGAUAUUGUUGAUAUUGGCAAAUGCAUACUUGAUUUUUUUUACAAUCGCAUUUGAUAAAAAAUAGUUCAGGUUCAAAGAAACCAGUAGUAAAAGCAAGCGCUUUCACUACUUUGCCCCUCUAGAGCGACAAAGUGAAGGAUUUUGACGUAGUUUGACGCUCUAAAGCGGCAAAGUGGAGGUCAUCAGGAAAUGUCUACUUUGUGAGCACAAAUCUAAUCGACAAAGUCUACUUUCUAGGCAGAUUGUAGAAAAAUAGCUAUUGUGCAACCGUCCGCGAAAACGCCACAUUUUACCUGCAAAAUGUGUCAAAUCCUUAGAAACGCUAUGCAUGCCACAAUGUCCACCAGGUCAAAUAAAAUUUUUCAAAUGCCUAAAAGGCCGUACAAGCGAAAGAAAUAAAGUUACAAUAAAAUAUCAUCAAGCAAAGUAAUAGAGAAUUUUAUUAGGUAUAAUAAUCUGCAGGUUUGCUAUUUAAUUUUUUUGCGAAUUUUGAAGCACUAAAAUGGCCGCAGCGCCUAAAGUAAAAUAGCUAGCAAAAAAAGUCAUCAGGCAAAGUUGAUCAGAAUGUAAUUACCUACAAGUUUUGUAAAGGUCAUUUUGUCGAAAAAAAAAAAUAAAUAAGAAAAAGGCCAAUAGGGCCGAACGCACAAGGCUUUCGAGUGUGAUUUUUUGGCUCAAUACUCAAGACACACUCCCCAAUCAGCCCUGGAAAAAUCAGCCUACUCUCGCAAAAAUUUUGGCGGCCCAGGUAAAUUUCUUGGGCUAGACAGUCAAAUAAAUACAUUUCCCCACAAACUCAAAAAAACGAAAUUAGACUGUACAGAUGUAAACGUCUUCAAUUAAUUUUUUUUUUUGCUCAUGCUAGAUUACUCUCUCUGUAAUUCUAUAUUAAAUUGGAACUUGGCACUAUGCUACAAGAUUAUUUAUUUUUUUGUGUUUUGGGUCGUUUUUGGUAGUACAUUAUUAUUCAGUACCAUCUCAAUUUUUAAAAAUCGCCACCAUUUUAUUUGAUCUCAAUUACCUACUAAAAGAAUAUCUAGAAAAUUUAAUCAGCAAUAACAUUUCUAUGUAUGGUCGUUUUUCAAUAAUUCUACAAUUCGAAUCUCAACAACUCGAGGGCCAGUUUAAGUUUAAGAAUGAAAAAAAAAUGGGCAUAAAAAAAUUAUAGCAAUAAAAUUUUGUUUUAAUAGAAUAAUAAUAAUUGAAAACGGCCAUCACAAUUUUAAUAUACAUAUAUAUUUUUUCUGGUGCUUUCAAUGUAAUAAUUUAAUCAUAAAUAAAGUAAAAUAGAUCUAUUUUUGGUAAAACUUUAAAUAUGGCUUAAGUAAAUUAUUAAUUAGCACAUAAUUCAUCCAUAUUUUUAGUAUUACCGCCCUCAUUAUUAUUACAUAUUUUCUUUCGAGUAAUUUAGGUCUGUUCCAGCAAGAAUUCAUCUUGAGAUUAGAUUCUUGUUGAAACAAACAUAUGUUCGCAUUGUGUUCAAGUAAUUUUUGUCCCAGGAAUUAAUUCUGUACAUAUUAAACCAUAGCUUGGAUGUAAAAAAAAGCUGAAUUUUUAUUGUAAAUAUUUUUUUUUUUUAAUUAUGUGUACUUAGAAUGGUUAUUUCUUUUUAUUUUAUAAGUUUUUUUUUUAAUUAUUAAGACUGAUCUUUAUGAAAUUUUGGUUCCUAAACAGGGGAAGUAUUUCAAAAUAAAAAUUGAUUGUUUAAAAAAAAAACUACAGCAUUGUUUUUUGGUUUUAUUUUAAUUUAUUUUUGGCAACAAUAUAAAAUUUAUGCUAAUCUAAUUAUUACUAAAACAUUAUCACACACAAACUUGUAAAAAACAAUUUUAAGUAAUAUCUACUAACAACUAUGUAGUUACUAAUCUACAAGAACAAUCACAAAAUUUAAUUUUUUUAGGGGCUCAGCCUGUAAAAGUAAAAUAUUAUCUUUUGCAUAAUAGAGUUAUACAAAGAAAAGAUGAGAAAUGAAGUCCCUAAUGAAGAAAAAUAAUGCCACAUUUGAUGAAAUUAGAAUCAAACUUCUACAUGUCAAAAUAAAUGUUACAUCAAGUAAACUUUUACAUCAGGAAAAAUUUCUUAUUUUAUUUGUUAAGUUAUAAGCUGUACUCAUUGUCCUAUGGCAAAUCGAACAAUAGGUACAUUUACUUAUAUGUUUUUUUUUUAUCUUAGAAAAUUUCCAUUAACUAAAACACUGCUAACCAAGACGAUGGUUCUAUGUAAUUAUUUGCCAUGGGAGAUUCUUUUCUAAUUACAAUGUUAGUUAAUGUAAAACUUCCAGUCACACUCAGGGUAUCAUUUUAUAGAAUAAUGUGCCAUGAAUUUCUCAAAAAGAAAGUGACAGCACACGGCGCAUGCUUCGAAUCCAUGAACGCCACCUUAAGAAAAAUUAUGGCAUUAAAAUAUAGAAUAUGUUUUUCAAUCAAUAUCACGCUUUGUUGAUAUCACUGGAAGAUUGGCUGCGUAAUUCUGAGUCUGAGCUAAAAAAUGAACAGUAACUUGAGUAUUCUAGAUCUCUAUAAUAAAGCAUAAUAAAAAGAAGGAUGUGUCAAUAGGAACUUGAUUGUUUUCUAUGUCAGUUAUAGGCCAGCAGGUAAUUAAUAAAAUAAAAGGAAAGUAUUCCAAAGGUAUUGAUAUUUUGGCAUGUCGUUUGUGGAUAGUCUGUGAAGUAGAAUCCAAGUUUUCGACCUCGAGGACCCUGUGCUAACUUGGAGGGAAGUCGAAAGACCUAGAAAUUUGUUCAGUUUUUUGCUCAUAACUUCUAAACCAUGCGUUUUUAGCGAAAAACACCUAUUUAUAAAGUUGAAGAAAAUUAAUUUUCCUUCAAAUUAAACUGGUCAAAAAUAGUAACCCAGAUACUCUUCCUGCUCUUUUUUAGGAGAGAAACUAACACAGUUAGGAGGCCCUCCACAAAUUGUUUAGAACAUGAUUGUCACGUUCAUGCUUUUGAACAUUCAGUCAGCAAGGGGCAAGGCCGAUGAAUUGUUUGUCUUUCUGGAAACAAAAAAACUCCCUCAUCUCGUCUUUCUUAAGGAAUAUUGGCUUAAGGAAGGAGAACCUUUCGAUGUCCCUAAUUAUUACGUUUUAUCUAAGUUUUGUCGAACAACCUUCAAAAAUGGGUGAUAAUCUGAGAAAUUACUUGAAUUUUUGAACCAUUAUAUCUCAGUAACUAUUGGAUCAAAUACUUUUGGCCAGUGAAAUUUAAAGGAAAUUUGAAGCUUUUCAACUUUGUUGAGAAAUUAUAAGCAAAAAACUGGAAAAGUCAGAUAAAUUAGAGGUUUUAGUUGCGGUUAACGUGGGAAAUAAUACAGGUGCAGAGUAGACAUAUAUCGUCUGUGGGUGCACGUAAAAGAGAUGAGGAUAAAAUAUGUUUAACCCCCGGCUUGGUUUAAAUUGUGGUCGGCCGGAAGAAAUUUUUGACGAGUUGAGAAUUUUUCAGUAUCUUUGAACCACUGUAUCUCGGUUACUAUUGCGUUAAAUAAUACGUUUGACUAGUGAAAUUUGAAGGAAAUUUAAUGUUUUUUAUAUUUCGGUGUGAAAAAAAAAACUGAAAGUCUGAAAAUUUCGUGGUUUUUCGACUCCCCCCAAGCUAGCACAAGGUCCUCGAGGUCGAAAACUAAGAUUUUACUCCACAGACUACAAAUGACAUACCAAAAUAUCAUUAUAUUCGGAAUAAAAGUACUUGCCUGCUGGACCAUUACCAAAAUGUAAAAUUAUAGGAGGCUCAUUCAAAAACCAUCAAUUGCUAUUGAUACACACCACACACACCCAAUAGAGAAAAAAUUACUUACUGAAAAAUUGAAUUACAAUAUGUGCUGUUAGUAAACAUACGUUUUUUGUCCCAUAUUUGAUCUGUUACUCGUUUUCAUGCUGUAGAAGAAAUUGAAGUUGUUAGUAAGACAAGUGAAAAGUUAACAGUAGCAAACAUGCAACCAAAGACACAAAUUUCAACGCAAAGAUCAUCAAAAGAAAAAAUCUUCAAUGCUAUUACACUACUACCAGCUAUAAUCUAAACGUGUAAAACAUAAAAAGCACAUACCAAUUUAUAGACAGAAAUUGCAUUUUACGCCGAUAUUUCGCUGUAAUCAGAUACAAACACCAGAUGAUUAAUAUUAGGUACAUCAUACCAAAAAUGGUUCAAUGUUGCCAAAAUCAACUUUUUCAUAAUAAUUAAUACCGAAUAGUGACCAGAUAUCUCGAGAGAACAUCCUUAUUAGGGCAUUUCCAGCUGAGUUAGAUAUUUUUAGUCAAAUAUGUAUGAGUUUUUGAUUGAAAGUUGGUUGCCUUGAUUUUACUAGUCGGGCAAUUAAUUGAAAUAAAAAUAACUAUUUACCUCAUGUCGCCCAAGUCUUUUAUCCAGUUUUACGAGGUGUCUGUUACACAAUCUUUUCAUAUUGAUCACGUUUUUCCCUAAAUUUGGCAACAAAGAAAACAUAACCAAUGAACCAUUUCCACGAAAAAUUCUUACCUCGAAUAACUUAUCGGGUUUACACCCAAAUUUGCGUCAACAGGUCCCACCACAUAAUUAUUUACAAAGUCAUAACGCAGCAAACGUGUGCCUCCCAUUGAGACAGUCAUGUGAAUCACUAAAUAUAUACAAAAUAAUACAUAACAGACACCCAACAUUGCUAUUAGCGUAUAUGAAAACCAAUGAAGAUCAAAUUCCAUUACAGUUGUUAUCACUGUGAAAAUAUUGAUGCAGAUUACUGUGAGACCGAGCGUUGUGGCCAUAAUUUUGUUACCCCUAGAACAAAUGUAUUAAAUUCAUAUAAACGUCAAAAAUAGAUAUACUUACAAUCCGUUAACAAAUUCGCCCAUUAAGUGUGGAUUACUAGUAAAAGCAAUACAAGGAAUAGCAGCAAAUGGCAAUUGAAUACUCAUAACGGCAUUCAGAAUAUCAUUCAAGUUGGUCAAGUCUCCAAUAUUACUGAAAAAAGCCAACAAAAAGGUAGGUACAAUGGCAAUUGUUCUAGUGAAAAGUACUCGUUUCCAGCGAGCCCAUUGAAGGUUGAGGAAACCUUCCAUUGCGA